CUACGGAGAGUCCCGGUUAAUCAAGAAGGAACACGAAACUACUUCAACGUCAUGCCCCCCACAUUCUGAUCUCGAAUCUGGUAAUAUGCCUCCUUCAUACGGAACUCAGCCACCCGCACCUGAGCCUGUCCAUUUGCAUGGUAAGAAGCAUGAAGCGACGACCGACUCGUUUAAAGCAGGGAAUCGUUAUACCCAACAACAUCCGCCUCAGCUGAAGCUACCGUCAGAGAAAGUCAUAAGCGGUCGAGGUGGUGCAUCGACAUAUCAAAUCGUUCCCGAGUCAUCGGUUUCCGAACGUCAGUUGGCCAUCGUCUCGGAAAAGGGACGUGUGGUGCAGUUUAACAAGUCAAGGGGCACCGUGGUGAGUACUAUGGUACAGGCAAACUACCCGAUGUUCGUGCCACCAGAUGCAAUCGACAAAAAUGGAGACGAAUGUGUCGAGGUUAAUACAUUAACACAAAAGCCUCCGCAAGCUGAAACCGAGGAAAAAGAUCCUUUGCCCAUAUUAGUUGACGAUCCCGAAUCAAAUGCAUUGCAUUACUUUGAGAUUACUGUCUUGUCCAAUCCAAAGCCUAAAGACACUACAAUAGCAAUAGGUCUCGCCACAAAGCCUUACCCACCAUUUAGGCUUCCGGGUUGGAACCUUCACUCAGUCGGAUACCAUUCCGAUGAUGGUCGUAAAUUCAAUGAUGCGUAUGGAGGCCGCGAUUAUGGUCCCGAAUGGGGUAAGGUUGGAGACACUGUCGGAUGCGGAUAUUAUCCCAACACCGGAUUUGUACUUUUCACCAAAAACGGGAAGAAUCUUGGUACUGCGUUCACUGGUAUGCGACAUUUGUGGUAUCCUACAGUUGGAGCCCAUGGACCGUGUAAAGUAAAGAUAAAUUUUGGAGAUGACGAGCCAUUUAGAUAUUGCGAAGCGAGAGGAUUCGGACCGUCGGGGAAGGAGCGUAGCAGCGAGGAUACAAAGAAUGUUGAUUGA
This is a messenger RNA of Paraglomus brasilianum, 979 nucleotides long. The record is from the annotation of a GenBank genome assembly. Lineage: Eukaryota; Fungi; Glomeromycota; Glomeromycetes; Paraglomerales; Paraglomeraceae.